UUUGCACUUCUUGGGACCCUGGUCCAGCCAUACAUAGGGGCAGGGGCACGGAGGGAUUUGUAAACUUGUGAUCAAGUUCACCAGAAUUGAGCCCUGGGUUUCCUCUUCUUUGUUUGGUAUUUAUAGGUCUGUCUUUCCUCCCAGGAUCACAACAAAAACCCGUCAUGCCUCUGGGAACACCUGCCCCCCUAAACAAGCGGAAAAAGCCCUCCAAGAUCAUAACUGACCUAUCACAUUUCACUCAGGAUGAGUAUGAAUCAGAGCCAGAGGCAUCUGAGUUCGACCUGGGAACAAAGAUCAGGACUCCCAAAGAAAUAAUGUUGGAGGAGCUUUCCCUGAUGAAGAACCGAGGCUCCAAGAUGUUCAAGAUGAGACAGCAGAGAGUGGAGAGGUUCAUCUAUGAGAAUGACCCUGAUGUCUUCAGCAGUGAGUCAAUGGACAACCUCCAGCAGUUUGUUCCAUCUCUGGGAGGUCAGAUUGGAAGUCAGAUGAUAAACGUUGGAGGGCAUUUUGUUAGCAAGCAGCCUGGAAAGCUGCAUUUUGUGGGGUUACACACUGGAGGAGGAGCCCCUGUGCCUCCUCUAAAGCCUGGAAGCAAAGGUGCGGGAGGAGCAGGAGGAGCGGGAGGUGCAAAAGGUGCAGGAGGUGCAAGAGGUGCAGGAGGACUGGAUGGUGGCGACCAUGGGAAAGGUGGAAAAGGAGAGGGUGCUAGUGAGUGGUCCCCACUAAAAGGAGGUGGAAGCAAUGAUGCAUCUGAGAAGCAUAUUCAUUUGAAAACGUAUGUGUCGCCUUGGGAGAAGGCCAUGAAGGGUGAUGAGAGUCUGAUAGCCACUCUGAAAAUGGCAAUGCCUCCUCCAGUUGAGCAAAAGGAGCUGCGAAAGUACAAAUCCUUUAACAGGUCUGCCAUGCCCUACGGCGGCUUCGAUAGGGCCAACCAGUUCCUGAAAUUCCAGCUACCAGACUCUGAGGCAACCAAACAGGAGCCUGAACUCUCAGUGGUGUACCAACAUGAGAUCGACUGUCGGCCUUCCUUCAACCGCACUCCUAUUGGCUGGGUGGGAUGCAGUGAGCCCAGCAGCUUUCAUUUGGAGAAUGAUGCAGUGCCCUUCGAUGUAGAGACCGAUGAGCUGUGAAAAAAUAAUCAUACAGUGAUUGCCUUUACUGUGCACAUACACACAUGCAAGCAUGAAUGCAUGCAUACAUGC
Molecule: messenger RNA, 1205 nt
Organism: Xiphias gladius (swordfish)
Lineage: Eukaryota; Metazoa; Chordata; Actinopteri; Istiophoriformes; Xiphiidae
Gene: myoz1a
Product: myozenin 1a
Exons: 6
Coding region: 165-1133 (322 amino acids)
Cellular component (GO): Z disc; actin cytoskeleton
Molecular function (GO): FATZ binding; actin binding; telethonin binding
Source: RefSeq, a predicted model, not a curated record